This is a messenger RNA of Apis laboriosa (Himalayan honeybee), 2274 nucleotides long. RefSeq names its product hippocampus abundant transcript 1 protein-like. NCBI's taxonomy places the organism in Eukaryota, Metazoa, Arthropoda, Insecta, Hymenoptera, Apidae. Gene Ontology annotation, molecular function: transmembrane transporter activity. The transcript is spliced from 9 exons. The record is from RefSeq and is a predicted model, not a curated record. Gene Ontology annotation, biological process: transmembrane transport. Bases 501 to 2111 code for a protein of 536 amino acids. Gene Ontology annotation, cellular component: membrane.
UAGUAGCCUGCGGACAUGGUUAACUAUGGAUUGUUACAUUAUGUAGAUACAACUAUAAAGAUUUAAAGCUAAUAACGCUUUUUGUGUUUGUGUGAGAAUAUCACAGAAAAAUGACUCGCACAGUGUCAUCGGAUUUUUAAAAAUUAAUGAAACUGAAAAAACGGAAGAGUCUGUGCGCGCAGUGCGUGAAUAUGCCCGCCAAGGUCUCAAAGAAGGUCGUGGGCAUGAUCGUACGAAGCCGAAAAUUCAUUAUUAAGGAUGGGGUCAUUACGUAAGUAUUUUUGGCUCGGUGCAUGAUAAAUUCUAACGACAAUUAUUAUGUUUAUUUUUGACAAUGAAUUAUAAUAAUGAAUUAAAAAAUUUUACAAAGCGCAACUUGUUUAUGAAACUUUUCAUCAAUAUAAAAAUUAUUAUUAUAUGGAACUGAACAACUGAUAAAUGAAAAAUUGAUAGGAUCAUAAUAUGGAAAGAAAUAUAUAUAGUAGCACUUCUUAGGGGUCAUGCCCCCUGGGGCAAAAGGUGGAGCAGAGGGCCUGGGCCCCUCUUGUUCUGAAAUUCACAACAGCCAAGAACAUGCUAUUGCUAAACUCACACCUCCUCUUACAUUUGCUCAGCAAUGCUACAGACAUCUUAAGAGUUCCGGUAUUGGAGAGGCAAGUGUGUACCAUGCUCUGAUUGUAAUAUUUUUGGAAUUUUUUGCAUGGGGUUUAUUAACCAUGCCUGUUAUCUCUGUAUUAAAUAUCACAUUUCCAAAUCAUACGUUCCUGAUGAAUGGUUUGAUAAUGGGCAUUAAAGGAAUCUUGUCAUUUCUUUCUGCACCAUUAAUUGGUGCUUUAUCUGAUGUAUGGGGUCGAAAAUUCUUUUUACUCAUCACAGUAGCCUUCACAUGUGCGCCGAUUCCUCUAAUGAGCAUUAAUACAUGGUGGUUUUUUGCUAUGAUCUCCAUCAGUGGUGUCUUUGCUUGCACAUUUUCAGUGGUGUUUGCAUAUGUUGCUGAUGUUACUGAAGAGCAUCAAAGAUCUCCAGCAUAUGGUAUGGUAUCAGCAACUUUUGCUGCAAGUAUGGUAAUAAGUCCAGCAUUAGGAGAUUAUAUUAUGAAAGAAUAUGGAGAGAAUCUUGUGGUUGCAUUAGCAACUGCUAUUGCAGUGUUGGAUGUGUUUUUUAUAUUAGUGGCUGUACCUGAAAGUUUGCCUGAAAAAGCUCGUCCACCAGCACCUAUAUCUUGGGAACAGGCAGAUCCCUUUGCUUAUCUUGGAAAAGUUGGCAAAGAUCAUACUAUUUUAAUGUUGUGUAUUACUGUGUUCCUGAGCUAUCUUCCUGAAGCAGGACAAUAUAGUUGUAUAUUUGUCUACUUGACUAAAGUUAUGGGAUUUACUGCUUUAAUGGUAGCAAUUUUUAUUGCUGUGGUGGGAAUUUUAAGCGUCGGAGCUCAAAGUGUCUUAGGUCCUUUAAUAAGAACACUUGGCAGUAAACACACCAUAAUGUUAGGUCUUUUAUUUGAGAUGUUACAACUUAUGUGGUUUGGCUUCGGUUCACAAACAUGGAUGAUGUGGGCAGCUGGAGUACUUGCUGCAGUAUCAAGUAUUACAUAUCCUGCAAUUUCUGCAUUCAUAUCUAUGCAUUCUGAUGCAGACAAGCAGGGUUUGGUACAAGGCAUGGUAACUGGAAUGCGUGGAUUAUGUAAUGGUCUUGGGCCAGCAAUGUUUGGAGUAAUCUUUUAUCUCUUUCGCGUUGAUCUCAACGAUAAUUCUUCUUCUCUCCCUGCAAAACCAUCUCCAUUAGAGGAAAAUAAUAAGACAGGAACUGCCACGCAACAUCUUGAUAUUAUGCCACAGAUAGUAACCCAGCUUGUACCAGGACCACCAUUUGUGUUUGGUGCAUUACUUGUGAUAUGUGCAUUACUAGUAGCUGCAUUUAUACCGGAAUCAAACACAAUGCCAACAGGUCCAUUACAUCAUCCAUCCACCUCCCGGAGGCCCUCCGGUAAAUACGCAUAUCAGAAAUGUUUAUCCUUGGAUGUACAUUAUGAAGGAGAUAAAUUGGGAAGUGGGAAAGGAAAAAUAGGGCCGCUGUCACCUCUAGUCGACAAUUGCAACUCGGCUGCUCUAUAGCUAUUGUGAAAAUUAAAGAAAAGAAAAAAAGAAAAAAAGAAAAAAAGAAAAAAAAAAAAAAAGGGAAAGAAAGAAAAGAAAAGUACCUUCAUGACGAAACUCUCUAUAGUUAGAGAAAUGGUUACUAUCAAGUGCACCUGCUACACACAGACUUUAAGAAAAA